GUGUCCGACGUAACUGUGAAAUUUUCGCUUUUUCACAUCGAAAACAUCGUUUUUUUGUGUUUUCCCAAACAUUUUCGUCUUGCCCGAAACUAAUUUCAAACGUCAAACAAUCGAGUUCGCUUUUGUUUUGCUAGCCCAAUUAGCAAUUGUCUUCCAACGAAAGUGUGACUUUGGUUUCUCUCUUCCCGCCACCUGCAUCGGACACCAUUUUUUUUUCUCUCCUCCUCGACCCGCGUGGAUUUCAGUUACACCUGUGCUUCUUUUCCCAAAAACGAAUACAUUCUAUGGUUUAUGCCUAUGUGUGAGUGUCUGUGUAAUAGAGAGUUUGGUGGUGUUCCUGGGUGUCAGCCCAGGGCCUGCGUCGAUCAUCAAUCGCAGCCCAAAAAAGAGAGAAAGAGAGAGAGAAAAAGCAGAUAUACUCUAUACUGAUUAGCAUACGAUUUGACUGUUAAAAACGUUUUCAGACCUCCCAGGAGAGAAAUAACUAUACGAGAAAAAAAAACGGAUUGAUGUUUGUUUCUUUCUGACUUUGACGAGCCAUCGAUGUGUGUUGUGCCCUGCCCGUGUGUCUCGUGAAUGACUCUGACCAACAGAGUCUGUGAUUGGCUACCAUCAUCCCGUGAAACUGGAUUAAAACUGUGAGCCGGAUUAUCCUUUUUUUUUCUUCCUCAUACUGCCGUACACUCAGUUUGUGUGUGCUGCAAUCGAGUGGAACUCAAACUUUUCUCUUUCUCCCCUCAUCUGCACGUGAUCAGUUCAAUCAUCAUGGAUUGGAAGUCGACGAAAAUGCUCCACCUGUCGUUCUGCCUGCUGUUGAUCACCUUGUUAUCCACAUCAUGCGACGGACAGCAACAGCAGCAGUACUUUGCCGAACGGCCGCAAAACACCAGCGUCCGCGAGGGCCAGAUGGCCGUACUCCGUUGCCGGGUUGGUAACCAACAAGGCCGAGCUCAAUGGACCAAAGACGGAUUCGCUCUCGGUUUCGAACGGACCAUUCCGUCUUUUCCGCGCUACACCAUCAUGGGCAGCGAAGAGCAAGGCGAGCAUCACAUCCGCAUCGAGAACGCUACGCUGGACGACGACGCCGAGUACCAAUGCCAGGUGGGCCCGCGGGGAAACUCCAAGCCCAUCCGGGCCGACGCUCAGCUCACCGUUCUCAUUCCGCCUUCCAGCGUGGAAAUCGUCGACUAUGUGGCCGGAUCACGGAUCAUGUCUAGGGAAGGGGAGGAAUUGUUGCUGCAGUGCUUGGUCCGCAACGCCAAACCGGCCGCCGAGAUCGUCUGGUUCAAACGCAACGUGGAAAUCAAAUCCGAUCGGAUAGAGAACACGACCACCGAUGCUGACGUACCGCGCCGGUUCGAUACUCGAUCCAAGUUAACUAUCCGAGCCCAGCCGGACGACAACGAAGCCGACUACACAUGUGAGGCCCGCCAUCCGGCUCUGAUUGCUCCCAAACGGGCCACCGUCGCUCUCAACAUUCUAUAUCCGCCAGGGCCGCCGGAGAUUAUCGGUUACACGGAAGGCGAAACGGUUCGCAUGGGCCAAGAAGUGAAACUGGAGUGCAUUUCGCGCGGCGGCAACCCACUAGCGCAAAUUGUCUGGUACAAGAAUGAAGUCAAGAUUGAUCACGCGUACGAAACGACAGGUCGUGAAUCGCGGAACGUUCACAUCUUUCGUGCCGAGGCGAGCGAUAAUAACGCGCGGUUCCGCUGCGAGGCCAGCAACGCGCUCACCGCCACGCCCAUGAAAGCCGAGAUCACGCUCACCGUUCACUUCGGCCCGAAAACGGUAACAGUCACAGGUCCGAGCGAAGCGAAAGUGAACGAUACGGUGUCGCUUGAAUGCACGACGACCAACAGUAAUCCGGUGGCUCGGAUCACGUGGGUGGUCGACGGGCGGGAAGUGCGCGAAAACGGGUCACGGAUUGCCACGUCGCCCGACGGCGGCUGGGUGUCCUCCUCCAAUUUGACGACCACUAUUCGCGCCACGGGCCGUAACGUGACUGUGUCGUGCCACGCCAUUGUGGCCGAUCUUGCCCAGCGUGUCGCAGAAACGAAAAUCAUCAGCGUCGUCUAUCCACCGGAAGCGCCUAGCAUCUCGGGAAUGCGCGAUCGGACCAUUCGUGACAAUUCGUUCUACCAAAUGAACUGUAUGUCGAUGGGUGGCAAUCCUCCCGCCACGCUCAAAUGGUUUUUGUCGGGUAGCCGUAAAGAGAUCAAAGCCAACUACACAAGUCACGGCAGUGUGGCACAAUCGCUGCUGGAAAUGCAGGCCAAACGGGAAGACAACGGCAAGGAACUGCGUUGCGAGGCCACCAAUCCGGCCCUUGAGGGAAAUUUGGUUGAUUCCACAACUAUCAGGAUCGAGUUUGCUCCGAAACAAUUGACGGUGAAAGUUCGGCCGGAGAAACUUCGACCCGGUCAAAUGGUGACCAUUACAUGCGAAUCGGAUAGCAGCAAUCCAGUUUCGCGAUUGACGUGGCUUCGGGGCAACGGCCAAGUUAUCCAACCAGCUGGAAAUAGCACGGUGCCUGGCGCCUACUCCGGCAUCGUUAGUAAAUCGACACUGCAGAUGGAAGUCACACCUGAAUUGCACGGUGUAGUCAUCACGUGUCAGGCCACUAACGGCAUCGGCCCUCAAAUCCACGACGCAAUCACAUUGGAAGUUUUAUACAAACCGCAUUUCCCGCAACCGGCCGAUUACAGCGUGGAUGUCAUCGAAGGCGAGCCGGCCAUAGUGAACCUGACGGCCAAAGCCAACCCUUCUGAAAUAACCUACAAAUGGUUCCGCGAUGGCACCGCGAUCAAACAGUUGAAAGAGGCCAGCGCCUACGACCGGAUGACUUUUGAUGGAGCUUUCCUCAACCUGACGGUCGUCAGGAGAGACGACAAGGGCGACUAUAAAUGCGAGGCCACCAACGCUGAAGGAUCUCGCAGCCACACCGUCCGACUCAACGUCCAAUAUCCCGCUUCCAUCGUCCAAGUUCGACCUACUGUCAUGAUUAACGAGGGUAGCGACGCUGAAUUUGAAUGCCGAGCGGCAGGCAAUCCGCUGACGACCACAACAGUUUUUUGGCGCCGAGCCGGUUUCGAUAUGGACGGACGUACUUCACAAACACCGGGCGUCGGUGUGGCAUACCUGCUUGUCCGAGAGAUUACUCGCAACGACACUGGAGCAUUCGAAUGUGUAGCCAACAACGGCAUUGGUCAAGAAUCGAUCGAACAGACGUGGCUAGUAGUCAAAUAUAAGCCGGUGAUGGACGACUCGCCUCAGUUGAUGAAGGCUGCCGGAGAUGAGGGCCAGCUGGCCAAGUUGGUGUGCAGAGCUCAAGGAGCGCCCAACAUCAGUUUCGGAUGGUCACGAGAGGGGACGCCUUUGACUCCCAGCGACAAGUACUCGUUCAGUACCCGUCAGGUCGACAUCGUGACUUGGGAAUCGACGAUGGAAGUCGGCAGUGUCCGCUCACGCGAUUACGGCCUCUACGAUUGUGUCGCCCGCAACGAGAUGGGCAUCAACACUGCCAAGGUGGUCCUGUCCGGAACCAGUCGUCCCGACCCACCCUUGGCGCUUCACGUUGUCAACGUCUCGCACGACUCUGUCUAUUUGGCGUGGCGUUCCGGCUUUGACGGAGGGCUAUUUCAAUCGUACCGCUUACGAUACCGCCAGAUCGGAAACGAAUUUUAUAAAUACGCCGAUGUCUAUCCGACCAAUAUGACCGCCUUCACGCUGGGCGGACUGGCGCUGGGCACCGAGUAUCUCUUCGGCAUAAUGGCAUUCAACAACCUAGGCGAGAGCAACUUCACGCAGGAUAUCGUCAAGGCCAGAACAUCGAGCGAAGCUCCGCCUACGGGUCAGAAACCGCGAGACCUGGAGGUCCGUCCGGGCGACAUGCCCAAAGUCUUGAUCAUAGUCAUCACCAUAGUUGGUACGGCUCUGCUGGUCCUCAACGUGGCCCUCAUCGCCUGUUUUGUUCGGCGGAGGCAUCGAAAGCGUCUCGCUAAAGCCAUGUCCAGCGAAGGCGGCAGCAGCAAAUCGGCCACCAUCGAAAUGUACGCACCGAGCAGCUACAACGAAACGGUCAACGGCGAGACCCUCAGCUCCAUCUCGGAGAAGAGCGAGUCGUACAGCCAAAACGGAAGUCACAGCGACUAUGCCCCUGAAGAUGCUACCAAAGUGGCCGUCAGCACUUAUCUGAUUGAUCAAGCCGAUGGCCAAGUGGCUUAUGGAUCGUACAGAGUGGCAGCCAAUAAUUCAGCUCAGGCCGUCACUGGACACGGAACUUUAUCACGCCCUCCCAAGUCGGUCAACUUCGACAUGGGCGAGGACAACUACAUCGACACUCUUCGUCGCAACGCCUACAGUCAAGGCAAUGAAGCUAUGUAUGGUAAAUCUCGGAUGGUGUCGCCCAUUUCGCCUCAUUCAGAUGCGUACUAUGGUGUCAAUGCCAAUUCACCAGUCAACUACCCUCCGGCGCCGCAUCCUUCCUUCCACACGACUGGCACGAAUCAUCGCUACAAUCCUUUGAGCGAACCAACUGGCAAUCAUGGCGCACACAGCCCCUACACGCCGAUGGGCACGCUAAAUAUUCCGGCUGCCAACGGUGUCUACGGUCCGUCUCCAUCGUCUUCGGGACGAGCGUCCGCUCUACCCGUUAACCUGCCUCUACCGCUGCCCAUGUCUAUGCAAGGGCAUAGCCAAUUUUCCUCGUUUAAUCCAUCGGAAGGUCCCUCACCAAUCAUGGAGGCUACGGCUCAAUUCUCCGGUCCGUCUCUCGCCACGGUGCGGUCACUCGAAACCGAGGGCCAUCUUGUCUAAGACCGAAUCUUUCGAAGAGACAUAACGAUCCAUCUUUUCCCUUUAAACCAAACACCUACCAAUCCGUUCGUUCCCGAAAUCCUACCCCGUCUUUUCUCGUACUUCCAAAAGAAGCAAGAUCUAAAACGCAGCGAAAUGUAUGUUUCGUUUUUCUUCCCUGAGCCCUGAGUUUGACAAAGCUCAAACAGACCACCUUAUUUUUCUUUUUAGAUUGUGACAGUUUGUCGUAGGCGAACAAAAGGCAUCUACCAUGUAAAGUGUUGAUCACGUCUUAUGUGACUUGAUUGUUCAACGAUCUCAAAAGUUGUUGGCCCAUCCUGAGGCAAAAUCCAUCUCUGUUGAAGAUUUCCGUUGAGACUGUAAGCGCGCAAGGUCGGCCCGUUUCCCGGAUGGAAAACAAGUCGGCGGCGAGUAUGUAUAAUAUACCUACAUAAAUAUGAAUAUAGAUAAAGAGUUAUGUCAUGUGCCUUACAUCGGUAGUGAGGGUUGCCCAGCGCGCGUGUAGUGUCUCUACCUUUCCUCCACCCCAAUAUUGUUCCAUAGUGUUCCGCGUGCCCUCUCUUAUUUUGAUGAUUUUCUGUAAAUUCGAAUUCGCGGUGCGUAUACAAUUGUAGUAAUUGUACAGUACACAGGCGCCGAAAGAAAACUUGCUGUCUCUUUUGGAAACAGUCCCAAUUUCGUCGGUUAUCUGUCUUGCUUCUUUUCCCCGGGACGCCGUUUGCCAAGUAAUUCUCCUUGCGAUUCUUCUUUUAACCAAGCAAACAAGAAAUAAUGUUCUAUUCACCCUCUGAAGAUUGCUCUUGUCUUGUUUCUUCUCCCUUGAGUUGAAGUUAUCAGUUUUUUAUUUGUCUUUUUUUUUUUUUUUUCUUUUUCAAUUACAUUAUGUUUGAAACGAUCGCAAGGCAGGGGGGGAGAGGGUCUAGUCAGGUGGCGGUUAUCAUCGUACGUUUAACCAAAGAGGAAACAGUUACGCGACUCCCAACAUGCAAACAAUUAUUUCCAUUUCUUUUCCUUUCCAUUUUUCUAUUUUUUUUUUUUUUUUUUUUUGUGUGUUUUUAUUUAAUUUCCGAACAGCUCCGUAGCCUUUCUUUAGUUUCACUUCAGUUUAAAAAAAAAAAGAGCAAGUUCUGAUACACUUUUCUGUCAUAAUUUUUCCUUGUCUUCGGAGUUCAUUUUGAUGCGUACGAGAAAUUCAGAUAACUAUACCGCCAUCUGCGCCACCGAUUUGCAUUGAUACAAUCAUCCUUAUUUUGUUCGUGUUGUAAAUAAUCAUCCAUAUUCUGAUUCUACUUUCACUGAUAAACGCCAUGUUUUGGUCCCAUAAGAAAUAUGCUGUCUAUGUUUCCUUUCCCCAUUAAAUAUCAUCCAGAUACAAGUGACAUCCCCCCAUUUUACGAUAAAAUCAUGUUCACGUGUGUGUGUGUUUGUACGUGUGUUAUUUGUGGAUGUUGGCUAUAACAACAACAACAAGAAAGAAAAAAGAAAACCUUGAGCCGAAUGAUUGUCUAUUCUCUGUGCCUUUUUUUAGUUUGUUUUUUCCUGCUAUUACGAGCAUCUUGUCGGGCUUGCAGUGGUCAAUCAAUA
Messenger RNA from Daphnia carinata, 6399 nucleotides. Its product is annotated as nephrin-like. Gene Ontology annotation, molecular function: cell adhesion molecule binding. Gene Ontology annotation, cellular component: cell-cell junction. The transcript has 18 exons. Gene Ontology annotation, biological process: cell-cell adhesion. Bases 766 to 4815 code for a protein of 1349 amino acids. The record is from RefSeq and is a predicted model, not a curated record. Lineage: Eukaryota; Metazoa; Arthropoda; Branchiopoda; Diplostraca; Daphniidae.